Molecule: messenger RNA, 1051 nt
Organism: Phragmites australis (common reed)
Lineage: Eukaryota; Viridiplantae; Streptophyta; Magnoliopsida; Poales; Poaceae
Product: remorin-like
Exons: 5
Coding region: 177-686 (169 amino acids)
Source: RefSeq, a predicted model, not a curated record
AAAGCAAUCUGCAAAAGGAUUAGUGGUGGUGCAACGCGUAAGCUCUACUCUACUCCUCGUACUGAGCUAGAGCUUAUAAAAGGAGCAGGCGAUUAACAGCUUGGUCAUCAAUCAUCAUCAUCCGCAUUUGGUGAUUGGUGUCAGGCUCAGAGUCUUGCUACUACCCGGGGAGAUCGAUGGAGUCCCGGGAGGCGAUGGAAGCGGAUAUGGUGGCGCCGGCGGCCGCUGCCGGCGCAGGCGCAGGCGAUGUCGGUGGAGUAGCCAAGAAUGGACCUCCAGUGCCAGUAGAAAAGGCUGCAGAUGGCUCGGCUGACAGAGAUGCCAUACUUGCAAAGGUGGAGAUGGACAGGAAAUUGUCGACGAUCAAGGCUUGGGAGGAGAGCGAGAAGAGCAAAGCCGACAACAAGGCUCAGAAGAAGAUGUCAUGCAUCCUCUCGUGGGAGAACACAAAGAAGGCGUCAGUCGAAGCAAAACUGCGAAACCGAGAGGAGAAGCUGGAAAAGAAGAAGGCAGAGUAUGCGGAGAAGAUGAGGAACCAGAUUGCAGCCAUCCACAAGGAGGCAGAAGAGAAGCGUGCAUCCGUGGAGGCCAAGAGACACGAGGAAAUUCUCAAGUACGAGGAUAUGGCGGCCAAGCACCGAUCCAAAGGGACUACCCCGGCGAAGAAAAUCCUGGGCUUUUUUUAGCACAAAAUACAGUCCUGUUCUUGCACAAUCUGAAUGGGACCAAGGGCGAGCAAUUUGAUAUUAGCUUCUGAGGCUUAAGCUUGGUUUUGUUUUGGGCUUGUUUUCUUGUUGAUGUUCCGGCCUCUUGGCUAUUGUGCUUGUACUUUUACUAUCCUUAGCUGAAAAUGUAAGCCUGCGCCUGUGCAGUAUGAUGUAAUUGUAUGCAUUGUAUUUGUAGUCACUCAACAUUUUCAAAAGCGAAAACCUGUAGCAUAGCUGCAUGUACGUGUAAUGUACUUUGAAGGAAGGUACAUAACAAUGUGAACAUCUGGAUUCUGGAGUGUGGGACUUGGUGCUGGUGCUGAACAGUGACCAGAAUUCAGAAC